AUGGGUAUCCCAGCGGCUUUCCGAUGGCUGUCAAACAAGUACCCCAAGAUCAUCUCCCCAGUCAUCGAGGAGCAACCCGUCAAGAUGGACGAUGGAUCAGAAAUACCCGUCGACACAACCGGGCCUAAUCCGAAUGGCGAGGAGCUCGACAACCUGUAUCUCGACAUGAACGGUAUCGUGCAUCCAUGUUCCCACCCCGAGGAUCGCCCCGCCCCCAAGGAUGAGGAGGAGAUGAUGCUUGAAGUUUUCAGGUAUACGGAUCGUGUUGUCAAUAUGGUCCGGCCGCGAAAGCUGCUGAUGAUUGCUGUUGACGGCGUCGCGCCACGUGCAAAGAUGAAUCAACAACGAUCCCGUCGGUUCCGGUCUGCGCAGGAAGCCCAGGAAAAGGAAGAGGAUAAGCAAGAGCUAUUGAAGUUGUUGAAGCAGCAGAAUGGUGGCGCAGUACCUGAUGACACGCUCGAGGGCGUCACCAAGAAGGCUUUUGACUCCAAUUCAAUUACUCCCGGCACUCCCUUCAUGGACAUCUUGGCCUCGAGCUUAAGAUACUGGUGCGCGUACAAGCUGAAUACAGACCCGGCUUGGGCGAAACUUAAGAUCAUCAUCUCCGAUGCGACAGUCCCCGGCGAGGGAGAGCAUAAGAUUAUGUCAUUCGUACGAUCUCAGCGCAUCUCUCCCGACUACGACCCGAAUACCCGACACGUCAUUUAUGGCCUCGAUGCCGACUUGAUCAUGCUUGGUCUCGCAACUCACGAGCCUCACUUCCGAGUUCUACGUGAGGAUGUCUUCUUUCAAGAUAGCAAGGCCAAGAUGUGCAAGCUUUGUGGGCAGAAGGGCCACGAGGCUCGCGCUUGUCGUGGGCAGGCCAAGGAGAAGGUUGGCGAAUUCGACGAACAGGAGAAGAGUCCCACUUUGAAGCCCUUCAUCUGGCUACACGUUCCCAUUCUGCGGGAGUACUUGGCAGUAGAGCUUAAUGUUCCAGGUCUGCCCUUCCGCUUCGACCUGGAGAGGGCCCUUGAUGACUGGGUAUUCAUGUGCUGUUUCGUUGGCAACGACUUUCUGCCUCACUUACCGGCAUUGGAGAUCCGGGAGAACGGAAUCGACACCCUGACAGCCAUUUGGAAAGACAACUUGCCAUUCAUGGGUGGCUAUGUCACCAAGGAUGGUCACGUCGACUUGGGUCGAGCGCAGUACAUUCUCAAUGGCCUAGCGAAGCAAGAGGAUGCGAUCUUCAAGAGGAGAAAGGAGACUGAGGAUCGUAGAGAGGCCAGCUUCAAGCGGAGAAAGCUUCAAGAGGAGCAGCGUAACCCCAGAUUUGCCAAGCCGAAGCAAGUCGACGAUGCGUCUGCUGGCUUGAGCUUGUUUGCGGUGGCAGGAGGACCAAAUGGGAUCACCCACGACAAAGUAGUUGGCCGGUCUUCUAAUAUGAACGCCAACACUGCCAACAAGAGUGCCGCAAGCGCUAUACGGGACCAACUGAAAGGUUUGACGCCCAGGAAUGAGAUCAGCCAGGAAGACGACUCGGCGAAGGUCACGAAGGACGAGGUCCCCAAGCCAGCUGAUGAAAAUACCAUACUGGGAAAACGCAAAGCUGAAGAUGAUACUGCAACAACGGCCGAUUCCGCCGCGGCCAGCGCAAAGGGCCCCGGCACGUCGUCCGCUGCCGAGGAGGCUGCGGUGGAUCAUGUCAGAAUGUGGGAAGAGGGUUACGCCGAUAGAUACUACGAACAAAAGUUCCAUGUUGAUCGGAGCGAUCUCGAGUUCCGGCACAAGGUUGCGCAGGCUUACGUGGAGGGCCUGUCGUGGGUUUUGCUGUACUACUUCCAGGGCUGUCCCUCAUGGGAAUGGUAUUACCCAUACCAUUACGCGCCCUUUGCUGCAGACUUUGUCGAUCUUGAUAAGAUGGAUGUUCAUUUUGAAAAGGGGCGGAUUUCGAAGCCGUUUGAGCAGUUGAUGAGUGUGCUGCCAGCAGCCUCUCGCCACGCGUUACCCGAAGUCUUCCAUGAGCUUAUGCUGAAUGAAGAUAGCGAUGUGAUCGACUUUUACCCGUCAGAUUUUGAGAUUGAUCUAAACGGAAAGAAGAUGGCAUGGCAGGGAGUAGCAUUGCUGCCGUUUAUCGAGAUGCCAAGACUGCUCGCCGCCAUCGAGACGAAGUACCCUCUCCUGAGCGAGGCAGAUCAGGCACGAAAUGGUGUCGGAAGGGACGUGUUGCUCUUAUCAGAUGCUCACCACGAACUGUAUGAUGAGAUCACCACUGGUUUCUACUCGAAGAAGCAGGGAGCGCCGACACUCAAGCUCAGCCCACGGACCAGUGACGGUUUGGCUGGCAACAUCGAGAAGAUUCCUGAUUAUCUGCCUCACGGAGAGUUAGUGUAUCCCCUGGAGCGCGGAGGAAUGCCAAAUCUCGACUACGACAGGUCUCUGAGUUCGCACCCUCACAAGUCGAUGCUGCUGCGUGGCGCCAAGCCUCCGGCUCCAGCUCUAGAUCGCAACGACAUCGAGACUUUGAAGGGUAAGUCGGCGCGAGGCGGGCGUGGCUACGGCGGAGCCCCCUUUCAACGCGGCGGUGGACACCACAAUGGCGGUCGGAGGGGGGGGCAGUUCAGCUACGCUCCUGAUGGCGGACAGGGUCGCCAAGACCGAGGGCCGCCCUCUUACGGAAGUAGUGGUGGUCAUGGACGGCAGGGAUUCCAGUCGUCAGGGCCACCGCCCAUCCAAUCAUCGUGGCAACCUCCCCCUCCCGGGCACCCUGGGUUCGGUAUGGGUCUUCCACCGCCACCCCCUCCAUCGGGGUAUGGAAACGAUGGGCGAGCAUCCAACGGUUCCUACCGCGGAGGAGGCUACAAUCAGCACCAGAACUACGGGCCCCCGGCACCAGGGCCGCAUUCGCAGUACAGCUAUCCCGACGGAGGUCGGCAAGGAGGUCGUGGGGGCUACCAGGGCCGCGGGGGCUAUGGUGGUGGACGCGGCAGCGGCGGCGGAGGUGGAAGUGGCAGAUAUGGCGGCGGCCGCAAUUAUUACUGA
Molecule: messenger RNA, 3021 nt
Organism: Colletotrichum fioriniae
Lineage: Eukaryota; Fungi; Ascomycota; Sordariomycetes; Glomerellales; Glomerellaceae
Source: RefSeq, a predicted model, not a curated record